Messenger RNA from Pungitius pungitius (ninespine stickleback), 1949 nucleotides. RefSeq names its product transcription factor COE2-like. The transcript is spliced from 10 exons. NCBI's taxonomy places the organism in Eukaryota, Metazoa, Chordata, Actinopteri, Perciformes, Gasterosteidae. Gene Ontology annotation, molecular function: RNA polymerase II cis-regulatory region sequence-specific DNA binding; DNA-binding transcription factor activity, RNA polymerase II-specific. Gene Ontology annotation, biological process: regulation of transcription by RNA polymerase II. The record is from RefSeq and is a predicted model, not a curated record. Bases 489 to 1811 code for a protein of 440 amino acids.
GCCAGAGGGCAGCGGGAGUAGAAACGUCCACAGGAAUCAGGAAUCAGGAAACGUUUAUUGCCAUAGUAUGUUGUACAUACAUGGAAAUUGUCUUGGCGGAAGGUGCAUGAAGACAGUACAAUAAGACAACAUAGUGCAAAUGAGAUAAAAAUAGAAUAAAAUAAAAGUAUAAUAAAAUAUAAAAUAUAAGCUAUGGGUUAGUACGCUAAAAACUAAAGCUAAAGCUAUGGGUUAGUAAGUUAGAGGAGAUAAGAUAAAAUUAGGAAUAAAAAUAAGAAUAAGGAUAAAGUGCACCAGCUAAACAAAGUGACGGGUGACAGGUGAAAGUGACACAGUGAUGAUGAGCAUGGGGGUCGGAGUCAGUCAGGGGGGGGCCGGGCUCUGUUGAUGAGCCCGACUGCCGAAGGGAAGAAACUGUUCGUGUGGCGGGACGUCUUAGUCCUGAUGGACCUCAGCCUCCUGCCGGAUGGAAGGGGCACAAACAGUUCAUGUCCAGGGUGGGAGGGGUCGGCUGCAAUCUUUCUGGCCCGCUUCAGAGUCCUGGCAGCGAACAAGUCCUGAAGAGACGAAAGAUUGCAGCCAAUCACCCUCUCUGCAGAGUGGAUGACACGCUGGAGCCUGCCCUUGUCCUUGGCUGUGGCUGCAGCGUACCACACGGUGAUGGAGGAGCAGAGGAUGGACUCGAUGAUGGCUGUGUGGUCUUGUCCAGCACCGUGAGUGUAGAUGGCCACGUCCUGGCAGUGUCCGACAACAUGUUUGUCCACAACAACUCUAAGCACGGCCGAAGGGCCCGCAGACUGGAGCCCGGCGAGUCUGUGGAGAAUACUAUGGAAUAUGCCACCCCGUGCAUCAAAGCAAUUAGUCCCAGUGAGGGCUGGACCACCGGCGGGGCGAUGGUCAUCGUCAUUGGGGAGAACUUUUUUGACGGCCUGCAGGUGGUGUUUGGCAGCAUGCUGGUGUGGAGUGAGCUGAUCACAGCACACGCCAUCCGUGUCCAGACGCCUCCUCGACACAUCCCCGGGGUCGUGGAGGUCACACUGUCUUAUAAAUCCAAACAAUUCUGCAAGGGAGCACCUGGACGCUUCAUUUACACAGCCCUAAAUGAGCCCACUAUAGACUAUGGCUUCCAGCGACUUCAAAAGGUCCUUCCUCGACAUCCUGGUGACCCGGAGAAAUUAGCCAAGGAGAUUCUCCUAAAGAGAACAGCAGAUCUUGUGGAGGCCCUCUACGGAAAUCCACACAGUAAUCAGGACGUGCUGCUGAAACGUGCAGCAGACAUCGCCGAGGCGCUCUACAGUGUUCCUCGUCCUCACAGUCAGCUGCAGGCGCUGCCCAGCUCACCGGCCCACUGCAGUGUCAUGGGCCUGGGCUCAUAUCCUUCUCAGUUAGGCGUCAGCAUCGGGGAGCACGGACAGAGCAGCCAAGGUUACAUCAGAAAUUCCAGCAGUUUGUCUCCAAGGGGUUACCCAUCAGCCUCCACUCCUCAGCACUCAAGUUACGGGGGCGGCGGAGGGAUGACUGGAGGCUAUGGGACAGUUCCCAUGACCAGUCUAGGAGUCCCUGGCUCUCCUGGUUUCAGCAGUGCCUCCCCCACCGGCUCUCCCUACAUAAUGCCGUCCAGCCCCACCAUACCAGGGAGCUCCAGCUCUUCAUCGUCCCUCUUGCCUUUCUCCUCCUUCCCGUCUGCUGCUAAACAGAAGAGUGCUUUUGCCCCCGUCCUCAGGCCCCAGGGCUCUCCCUCCCCUGCCUGCCCCGCCACAGGGGGGAACAGCUUCAGAGCGAUGAUGGGCCUGGUUGUUCCCCCGAUGUAAGCAAAGCACCCACACCAAGCUACCCCAGACCACUGCUUCACUUAGCCCCUUUUUUGGCAUUUCGAGGGAAGGGAGAACGGAAAAUGUAUCACUUUUGAUCACCGUUUUAAACUUUCCCUCCCGAGCCCCCCCCCCCCC